This is a messenger RNA of Amphimedon queenslandica, 1003 nucleotides long. RefSeq names its product pre-mRNA-splicing factor ATP-dependent RNA helicase DHX15-like. The record is from RefSeq and is a predicted model, not a curated record. The transcript is spliced from 5 exons. Bases 16 to 840 code for a protein of 274 amino acids. Gene Ontology annotation, molecular function: RNA binding; helicase activity. NCBI's taxonomy places the organism in Eukaryota, Metazoa, Porifera, Demospongiae, Haplosclerida, Niphatidae. Gene Ontology annotation, cellular component: intracellular anatomical structure; spliceosomal complex.
AGCAUACAGUAUUUUAUGUUCCUUGUCUUUCCUUCUCCUCUAGCUCCAGAGACCCUCAUGAGAGCGUUGGAGUUACUCAACUACUUGGGAGCUCUUGAUGACAAUGGGGAACUGACUGAGUUGGGUGCUAUGAUGGCUGAGUUCCCAUUGGACCCACAACUAGCUAAAAUGAUAAUAGCAUCAACUGAUUAUAACUGCUCCAAUGAAAUACUGUCAAUAACAUCAGUCCUUUCUGUUCCCCAGGUAUUCAUUCGUCCCAAUGAGUCCAGACAGGCUGCUGAUGAAGCUAAAAUGAGAUUUGCUCACAUUGAUGGGGACCACCUCACACUCCUCAAUGUCUACCAUGCUUACAAACAAAAUCGAGAGGACACCCAGUGGUGUUAUGAUAAUUUCCUCAAUUAUCGCUCCCUCAAGUCGGCGGACAAUGUCCGUGAUCAGCUCUCUAGAAUAAUGGACCGGUUUAAUUUGAAAAGGACAAGCACUGACUUUAGCAGUAAAGAUUAUUACACUAACAUAAGGAAGGCACUGGUGGCUGGCUUCUUCAUGCAGGUAGCUCAUUUAGAAAGAAGUGGUCAUUAUCUAACUGUGAAGGAUAACCAGGUUGUACAGUUGCAUCCAAGCACUUGUCUUGAUCACAAACCAGAAUGGGUUCUUUAUAACGAGUUUGUACUAACUAGCAAGAACUACAUUCGUACAUGCACUGACAUUAAAGGAGAUUGGGUCCUUCGUAUUGCUCCUCAAUAUUAUGAUCUAUCCAACUUCCCUCAGUGUGAAGCUAAACGUAUCCUGGAGAAGAUCGGGGCAAAGCUUGAGUUACAGCAAACCCAGGGCCUCUACUAGUGAAGAGGAGUCACUGACUGGGGGGAGGAGAUGUUUUCAGAGUAUCAUUGACAUUAGUGUUAUUAUUCAAAAGUCUCAGAAUAAUAAUAAUAAUAAUAAUAAUAAUAGCAAAAAUAACAAUAAUAAUGAUUAACUGGUGUUCUAGGUGUGGUGUCUUUAUGUG